Mytilus trossulus (common blue mussel) is the source of this 1278-nucleotide messenger RNA. RefSeq lists its product as uncharacterized. Bases 1 to 1278 code for a protein of 425 amino acids. Gene Ontology annotation, cellular component: nucleus. Gene Ontology annotation, molecular function: DNA binding. NCBI's taxonomy places the organism in Eukaryota, Metazoa, Mollusca, Bivalvia, Mytilida, Mytilidae. The record is from RefSeq and is a predicted model, not a curated record. The transcript is spliced from 2 exons.
AUGUUGAACCGUCAAAAAGUUGAGGCUUACUUAGAGGCUUUUAACCUCAAAGAUACAAAAUCCAAGCCUCCGGAUUGCUCAUGUGCAUCUUCUCAAUACAAUUAUAGUCCAGCUGGUCAUAUUAUUACUGGUGACCUUGGUAUUGUUACCAAUGAACAACUAAGAGAGUUGCUAGCCAAGGGACCAAAGUAUAGAAUCCCCCAGCCUAUCAACUGGAAAAAGAAUUUCAAGUUACUGAUGGAUGCAGUUGAGGACUAUGCAAGAAAAUGGAUAAAGCGCGAACCAGACGAACCCGACCUGGACACUCUGUCUGAAUGGAUCAAAGCUAUUCGAUCAUGCAUUCAGAGGCGCAUACAAAAACUAAGAUGUAAUAUGAGUACUAGAGUUUCUAACCCUUUCAAGAAUCCGGAGGUUGUGGAUGCUUUAUCCUCUUUGCAUGACAAAUAUGUCGUUGUUCCGGCAGAUAAAGCCUCCAAUAAUAUUGUCUUCAUAUGUAAAAAACAUUAUUUGCAAUGUCUCACUACAGAGCUUGGAAUUGAUAAAACUACUGAUUUAGGAUUAAUCCUAACACAGAAAAAUCUGUUAGAGAAACCAAAAAUGAUAUGGAAUAUGGAUGAAUCUGGAAAAUCUUUCGAACAUAACCCGGUGAAAGUAGUGGCAGAAAAGGGGGCAAAAAAUGUACCAGGACGCAUAAGCGCUAUCAGCACACAUGUGACGAUAGUUGCUUGUGUCAAUGCUAUAGGGGAUAAGAUGAGUCCUUUGUUGGUUGUUAAAGGUAAAACAGAAAGAUCGAUAUUUGGUUUCAAUACACAAGAGGCUCCAUCUGGGACCAUGUGGGAUUACCAGGAAAGUGGGUGGAUGGAUGAUAGGAUAGGAGAAAGGUGGUUUAAGGAAAUAUUUUUGAAACAAUGUGGUAAUGAUCGGCCACAUAUUCUAAUUUUGGAUAGGCACUCCUUACACGAAUCAUUGGCACUAAUACAAGAGGGAAUCAAAGAAGAUGUUGUUGUUCUGUCACUGCCGCCGCACACAACACACUAUUUACAACCACUCGACAGAACUGUAUUUGGUCCAUUUAGCAAACAAUAUGACAGAGCGUGUUCUGAAUUUCUACAACAGAAUAUACUGCACAAAGAGGACAAGUGGACUUUCCCAACUUUGUUCCAUACAGCAUGGAAUUCUGCAUUAACCAAUGAAAACAUCAAAAGCGGAUUCCGAGCUUGCGGAAUUUACCCCUUCAAUCCGCUAGCAAAUUCCAGAGUGUGCUUACCUUCCAAGUGA